Molecule: messenger RNA, 357 nt
Organism: Prunus armeniaca (apricot)
Lineage: Eukaryota; Viridiplantae; Streptophyta; Magnoliopsida; Rosales; Rosaceae
Source: the annotation of a GenBank genome assembly
AUGAAAAAUGUUCCCAUUCAAUUCUUGGAACCAUUGUCACAUCAAGACUGCCGGUUGUUACUUGCUAAACAUGCUUUUGGAAAUGAAAACUAUAGUGCAAAUUCAAACUUGGAAGACAUUGGCAAGCAAAUUGCACUCAAGUGCAAGGGGUUGCCUUUAGCUACACAAACACUCGGGGUUUUUCCAAAUGAUUAUGAAUUUGAAAAGGAAGAUGUGGUUCAAUUAUGGACGGUAGAAGGCCUAGUUACUCAAGUUGAUAAUGGGAAGAUUAUGGAAUUAGUGGCCAGAAAAUACUUUGAUGAGCUAUUAUCUCGGUCACUGUCAAAAGUCAAGAGAAUUCAGUUUCACAAUGCAUGA